GUGAGUCCUGACUACCACCAUUGGGUGUUUACAUUUUUUUGUCAUUGCAUCGGCGCAAGUUGUCAGUUUGACAUUUGUCUAAUGUGCAACUUCAGCAUGUGCAGUUAACAGUUAUCGGUUCGUGUGAUUAUUUAUUUAUUUUAUUACACCUGAUGACAGUUCGUUGAAAAGUUAAUAAAGUCUUGCAGUGUAAUUGAUUAGCAUCACAUUGUAAAAGAUGCAUGGGCGACCAAGAUGUAGAGAAUGGACACCGCUCGUAACUCAGCAAUUGCGAUUGAGAAAUUUGAUCCAAAUCACAGGGCACAAUUUGGUAAAUGACAACCAAUGCAGUUUCUAUUACACCCUACACUUGACUUCUAUGUGUGCCCCCUUUUACACGAGCGAAAAAAUCGAUAAUAAUAAUCCCGCUUGGUGUGACAUCGAUUGUGAACUAUUGACCAAAUCCUCUUCUAAAAGUGUCUUCAUAAGAAUAUGGAAGCAUUAUCCCGCCGAGAACAAAGACAUUAUUUUUUUGAAAUGGGGUAUAUUCUUUUCUGGCCUAGUUAAUAUAGAAAAUCGAAACUCUAUGAAUCUUGUAGAAAAUUCUUUAGUGUUUCAAUUGAAUGGAGGCUUUUUUACGUCUUAUGAUUGUUUACUAAAUAGAAAUCCAGUCAAAAUCUUUAUUAGUAGUAAGAAAGAAGCCGGUGAAGAUAAUACAGAGCCAAUAGAUGUAUACAAAGUAAGGUAUACGAGUUUGAAAUUUCUCAAUUCAGAAAUAAGGCCGAGCUAUAAUGUACAAAAGUUGCUUCAGCUACAAGAUUUACAACUAUUAUUUAAAAAGCGUCUUAUGAGCGCUUAUGAGCUGAGGGAAAAAAUUUGUUUAAAGAGUCCGAUUUGUUUAGAAAACUGCACUGAUAAUAAAGCUAAAUUAAUAGAGCACAGGAAAAAAAUUUACAAAGAACUGAAUAGCAAUAGACUGAAUUGGUACAUGUUACAACAGUCACCUCAACCUGAUCCAGAUAAAAUACUGAGAGCACAUGAACUUCAUAAGCAGAUUGAAACUGCUAAAUGUGUUUGUAAAUUAUUAAAUGUUGAAGCGGAUUUGAAACGAAUUAAAUUACGCCUGUUGCAAUCGCAAAAGUUAGCUAUUAAUGAAUCAAAUAAUGACUUAGGUUCUGAUUUGAUGAACAAUUAUCAUAGCUUGAGUAAAGACCGAGAGAACUCUAAGAAAAAUGAAUUUUCAUUGAAGACGUUGAAUGACUCAUUAAAUGUAACAAAGGCAGCUUUGUGCAUUAGGCAAGCAAAAUUGCUCUCCGGAAUUUUAACAAUUUAUCCCAUAACAGAAGUUUCCAAGGAUAUUAUGAAUAUAUUGAAUGUGCCUUUACCGGACGCGGAGUCUUUAAAUCAAAAUUACUGCAAUAGUUUGUCUGUAGCUCUUGGAUUUGCAGCUCACACUGUAUAUAUGAUUAGCAUUAUUCUACAAAUUCCUUUAAGGUACCCUUUAAUUCAUCUUGGGUCUCGUUCUAAAAUAAUUGACAAUGUUACAGAUUACAUAGCAGAUAACGAAAGAGAAUUUCCUCUACAUUCAAAAUCAAAUUACUCAACUAGUGCAUUACAUUACGGUGUGUACCUUUUGAAUAAAAAUAUAGCUCAGCUGAGAUGGUCUCUUCUUGGUUUAGUUACAAAAGAUUUGAGGGCGACAUUACCAAAUCUUAAAGGCUUUCUAUUAAAUCUAUCAUUAAGAGAAAACAGUCUAGGCAUUGCAAAGACCAUUGCGCCAUCAGAAUCACCCAUGCCUACACAAAAUGAAUUUUUAAAUAAUUAUAAUGAUAUGCAUGCCAAAAAGUUAAUUCGCGGAAUUUCUCGAUCUAUUGGAAGUUCAACAGAAAGUCGGUCUGUGAAGGACUACAUGAGCAUGGGCAAGGGCAAGGGCAAUUGCACAUCAGAACCCUCUCUACAUUCUAAAUCAGUAGAAAUAAGUCAUAAUACUAAUAACAAAGAAUGUAAUCUAGGACAAAAUAAUAAUGCUAAAUAG
This is a messenger RNA of Ctenocephalides felis (cat flea), 2014 nucleotides long. RefSeq names its product UV radiation resistance-associated gene protein-like. Gene Ontology annotation, molecular function: SNARE binding. The transcript has 8 exons. The coding region runs from base 218 to 2014 and encodes 598 amino acids. NCBI's taxonomy places the organism in Eukaryota, Metazoa, Arthropoda, Insecta, Siphonaptera, Pulicidae. Gene Ontology annotation, cellular component: lytic vacuole; endosome. Gene Ontology annotation, biological process: SNARE complex assembly. The record is from RefSeq and is a predicted model, not a curated record.